AUGGAGCUCAGUUCAGAAAAGGUAAAUGGGAAAUCUGCGAAAACUGCUGCUAAAAUCGAAAAGUUAUUGUGUUGUGAUGUGGUUGUGUUUUUUGUGUUGUGGCUCUUGCCUGCUGAGGCAGGUUACUUGGAGACUGAUGGUCUAGAGAAGACAUGGCGAGUCAAGCAGACAGAUAUUGCUAAUGAAGUAGAUUUACUCAGCUCAAGAAACCAAUAUGACAUUGUGCUCCCAGAUUUUGGCCCUUACAAACUUGAUUUCACUGCAAGUGGUCGACAUAUGAUAGCUGGUGGUCGCAAAGGCCACCUUGCUCUAGUAGACAUGAUGAGUAUGAACCUAAUUAAAGAGAUUCAGGUAAAAGAAACAGUCUGUGAUGUUGCGUUCCUGCACAAUGAGCAAUUCUUUGCAGCUGCCCAGAAGAAGUAUGUAUUAUCAAUGCUAAUAAACAUCACCUACCUUGGCGAAGAUUUGACGAAAAGAAACGACAAAACAACAAAUCUAGCGUCGAAAAAAGUUGCAACCAAAAAUUAG
Molecule: messenger RNA, 528 nt
Organism: Camelina sativa (false flax)
Lineage: Eukaryota; Viridiplantae; Streptophyta; Magnoliopsida; Brassicales; Brassicaceae
Biological process (GO): maturation of SSU-rRNA from tricistronic rRNA transcript (SSU-rRNA, 5.8S rRNA, LSU-rRNA)
Cellular component (GO): small-subunit processome; 90S preribosome; nucleolus
Molecular function (GO): protein binding
Source: RefSeq, a predicted model, not a curated record